Molecule: messenger RNA, 891 nt
Organism: Penicillium daleae
Lineage: Eukaryota; Fungi; Ascomycota; Eurotiomycetes; Eurotiales; Aspergillaceae
Product: HNH endonuclease signature motif containing protein
Exons: 3
Coding region: 1-891 (296 amino acids)
Source: RefSeq, a predicted model, not a curated record
AUGUCCUUCACCAGGAGCGAGUGGCGCAAUGUCCUGUUCUACGAUGGGUCAAAUGGGCAGCUCUUGGGAGGGUUUUUUCAAGCGGGUUCCAUAACGGAAGCCAACUUUUUUACAAUACUAUCUACGGUGUUGCUUGCUGUGGAGAAGCCUCUCACAGUUCAGGACCAGGGGUCCGGUCAGGUCCUUGGGUUAUCGAAUGAUGUUCUUAACCCAGGUAAUUAUAACAUCUUCUGCCAAGACCCUCUUAUAAUGACCGACGAACAGUGGAUUGCCCGGAUCACAAGCUAUUCUCUCUCAGGGCGAGAAGAGUCGUUUCGCACCGGGGUUCGUCAGAGAGAUGGGAGAUGCAUAAUCUCUGGCCGAGUCAACGAGCUUGCGCAGUGGGGUCGGUGGCAUGGCUUCCAAGCUGCCCAUAUAUUCCCACUUGGGUCGGAGAAUCUCUGGCAUGAGUAUGGCUACGGAGGUUGGAUUACGAAUAUGGACCAUACGACGAGACUUUCGAAGAUUAACUCGGUCCAAAAUGGCCUACUCAUGUCGUCUCACCUACAUGAGUUAUUUGACCAAUAUCUCCUCUCUAUUAAUCCCGACGAUGGAUAUAAGGUUAUCUUGUUUACACCUGGCUUUCAAGAUAUCGAUGGGAAAGUCCUUCAUCCGGCUUGCCGAGACCCGAAUAACCCUGACCAUGUCGCGGACGAGCUCUUGCGGUGGCACUUUCGACAAAGCGUUCUCGCUAAUAUGCGAGGAUCCGGAGAGCCACUUUUCGAGGCAGACUUCCCACCCGAGGCAGAUCAAAUAGCGACGCUGCGAAACGAGCCAUAUGGCAAAGAGAGAUUGGAGAUGGAGCUUGCACUCAGACUUGAACCUCGAGUACGAGAAGCUCACCAAUCAUAG